Messenger RNA from Acipenser ruthenus (sterlet), 1119 nucleotides. Its product is annotated as non-histone chromosomal protein HMG-14A-like. The coding region runs from base 156 to 455 and encodes 99 amino acids. NCBI's taxonomy places the organism in Eukaryota, Metazoa, Chordata, Actinopteri, Acipenseriformes, Acipenseridae. Gene Ontology annotation, molecular function: nucleosomal DNA binding. The record is from RefSeq and is a predicted model, not a curated record. Gene Ontology annotation, biological process: chromatin organization. Gene Ontology annotation, cellular component: chromatin; nucleus. The transcript has 6 exons.
GCGCCCCUCCCCCAUUCAACCACAGGGUUUUAAUGUUGGAGUGUUUUUACUACUGUAUUUAGUAAAGGGGAGCAUUUGUAGUUUACAUGCAGUAAACACUCAAUUGCAGUACAGGUUUUUACUUUUAUUUUUAAGAGGCCAGUCAGGAAUCCAACAUGCCCAAGAGAAAGGCUGGAACUGAGGGAGAGGUGAAAGAGGAGCCUCAGAGGAGAUCUGCAAGGCUAUCAGCAAAACCAGUACCCCCCAAGCCUGAACCAAAAAUUAAAAAGCCAGCAAAGAAGGUGAAGGCUGUGAACGAUAAGAAGGAGGACAAGAAGGCGCCGGUGAAAGGGAAGAAGGGAGCGAAGGCAGAGGCAGACACAAACGAGGAGAAUCACUCUGAAAAUGGAGAUGCCAAAACUAACGAGGCACAGUCUCCUGAAGACUCGGAAGACAAGGAAGCCAAGUCUGAGUAGCCCCUCCCCCAUCAUCAUCAUUUCUGUUGUGUGGUACCCCAAUCUCCAUGAUGUAUUGUUAACAGAGGAAUAUUUUUUAUCAACGAUUUUAUAAAUACAGGUUUUUAGCACAAAGCUAAUUAAGCAAGACCAUUGCAGUGAGGUACAUCUAUAAUAUCUCUUCAAUAAAAAUAAAAAAAAUCAUUUUUUAUUUGAGAAUGAAAUGUGGUUGUAACAGUUUGUUAUGGUGUAGGGAAAGGACAGGUGGUAGAUUUGAAAUGUGAGUGUGUUGCUCCGAGGUCCUUUCCAAAUGGCCCCAUCUCCAAUAUUUUCCUUACAUGUUCAGUGUAUUUUUAUUUAUUUUUUUUAAAUGGGGAAAAAUCUGAAAGAGGAAUAACGAUGUACCAAACAUUCCAGGAAGGUUGUGAGGGUUGACUUUGUAAACCGGGUUUAAAAUAAACCAUUUUGAUAAAAACUUGCAGGAUGUGAAAAUAAUAAGCAGGAAGAAAAAAACAAAAUAACAAUGUCUUUUCUUUUUUUUCUGAUUUUUAAAUCACGGUAAACAGUUUUUUAAAAAUAAAAGUUUUAACAUCUAUUUAAAUAUGCAGGUGUCUGUGUGUUCCCACUCUUUUAAACAUUAACUCUGGAUGUAUCUUAAUAAAAAGACUCUGUGGAAUUUUCCUCA